AAGUGCUAACAUUUUCGAAAGGAUCUAGAAUCGGCGCGACGCUGUUCCAGACGGAGAGAGAGAGAGAGAGGGAGAGAGGGCGCGUGCCUGCUCAAGCGCUUGAGUGCUGGCGUCCAAAACGUAGCGAUUCAAAGGAGGUGAGUUAGAAAAUUUGCUAAUGGGGAAGAAAGGAGUGCCGGAGUGGCUGAACAGCUCGCUCUGGUCUUCCAAACCCUAUACCGAUGGCCCCCCUAUCUACGCCUCGGAACCGGCAAAACCCGAGUCCCCACCACGACAACGAUCACCGCAGCCGCCACAGCCGCCACAGCCGCCGCCGUCACCACCGAAGCUGGAGCCGCCGGCAUCGUUUCAGGGUGAUCACGGUUCCCCGAAGUUCUCACCUGAGGAAAUUUCGCGUCAGUCGCAGAUCUUAUCCGAGCUUUCAAAGAAGGUUAUAAAUAUUGGUGAGUUGCGAAGAUUAGUUUGUCAGGGUAUUCCGGAUGGUGCCAGAAUACGUCCCACUAUAUGGAAGCUUCUCUUACAAUAUUUACCAAAUGAUCGUGCAUUUUGGCCACACGAAUUGGAGAAGAAGAGGUCUCAAUAUAAGUCUUUUAAAGAUGAGCUUCUUCAAAAUCCUUCAGAUAUCACGCGUAGGAUGGAUGAAUCAGCUCAUGUUAAACAUGCGGUGUUGAAUGAUGAAUCCAGGGCCUUGCUUCAAAGGUCAGAAAUAACUCACGGAGAACAUCCUCUUAGCCUUGGAUCAACUAGUGUAUGGAACCAAUUUUUCCAGGAGGCUGAAAUUAUAGAGCAGAUUGAGCGCGAUGUAAAGCGUACACACCCAGAAAUGCAAUUCUUUGCAGGGGAUUCUUGUUUUGCAAAAACUAAUCAGGAAUCUUUGAAGCGCAUUCUUAUCGUGUUUGCAAAAUUAAAUCCGGGCAUCAGAUAUGUGCAAGGGAUGAAUGAAGUUUUAGCUCCGUUAUUCUAUGUUUUCAGGAAUGAUCCCGAAGAGAAUAAUGUUGCCCAUGUAGAAGCGGACACCUUCUUUUGUUUUGUGGAGUUAUUGAGUGGAUUUAGGGAUAAUUUUUGCAAGCAACUUGAUAACAGCGUUGUUGGCAUUCGUUCUACCAUUACAAAAUUAUCGCUACUUUUAAAGAAGCACGAUGAAGAGCUUUGGCGUCAUCUGGACGUUACCACAAAAGUCAAUCCUCACUUCUAUGCCUUCAGAUGGAUAACACUAUUGCUGAGUCAAGAAUUCGAAUUUUCAGAUUGCCUCAGCAUAUGGGACACUAUAUUAAGUGAUCCCGAAGGUCCCCAGGAAACCCUAUUGAGGAUAUGCUGUGCCAUGCUAAUUCUAGUGCGACGGCGUCUCCUAGCAGGUGAUUUCACUGCCAAUCUCAAGCUGUUGCAACAUUACCCCGCAACUAAUAUUGGGCAUCUCCUCUAUGUUGCUAACAAGCUGCGCGGCCCUGUGCCAGACUAAGUACCUUCCAUUCCGUUGUGUUUAAUUAGCUUGUAAUUGUCAUUUGAAUAUGUGCUAUGUAAAUGCUUUGUUGUAUAAAUUUUAAAUUAGUGUUACCAGAGCUUUGGCUUUUGGCUGAUUAGUAUUUAGAUGCCCAAGUCUGAUACUGUGCAUAGCACCAGUAUUGAUCCAUUUAUGGUUUUGUUUGGGACGGCUUUUUAGUACAAAAAUUUAAUUUUUUACUAAAAAGCAACUUUAAGAAGCAGUAAAAAAGCUGUCUCAAACGAAGCCUAAUCGAGUAUAUCGACUACUAGGAUGCUAAAUAUCCAUUGCAGCUGAGUGAUGGUGGCUGGCGGGGUUGAGAGACUUUGAUUUGCUGUAUUACAGGGAAUUUUUAAAAUUUUAUUUCAUUAAUCUCAUCGAAUGACUUUACUUUGA
Molecule: messenger RNA, 1876 nt
Organism: Dendrobium catenatum
Lineage: Eukaryota; Viridiplantae; Streptophyta; Magnoliopsida; Asparagales; Orchidaceae
Product: TBC domain-containing protein C1952.17c
Exons: 9
Coding region: 158-1459 (433 amino acids)
Biological process (GO): intracellular protein transport; activation of GTPase activity
Molecular function (GO): GTPase activator activity
Source: RefSeq, a predicted model, not a curated record